AUGAAAGCUAUUCAGAUUUUGGGCAGCCAAGAUGACCACAAUGUUAUUCUCUCAAACUCUCUACCACGGCCAAUUCCUACCGGAAAUCAGGUUCUUAUCAAGGUCCACGCAGCUGGGAUCACGGCUGACGAAAUCAUCUGGCCUGAGUUAUAUGCUUCUCCCAACAGAGUUCCUGGGCAUGAUAUAUCGGGCACAGUCGAAUCCCUCGGAUCCCAGUAUGAGGGACCUCUAUCUCUUGGGCAAAACGUUUAUGCUAUGAUUGAUGCAGAGGCUCCUCAGGGUGGCCAGGCAGAAUACGUAAUUGCUAUGCCGAAUGAGAUAGCUAUCAAGCCCUCAUCCAUUUCUCAUGCGGAAGCAGCAGCAAUUCCCAUCCCGGCAUUGACAGCUUGGGAAGCACUCUUCAAGCGCACGAAUCUGGAUCACGGCAGCAAAAUCCUUGUAACAGGCGCCUCAGGAGCUGUUGGUGUUAUGUUUGUACAGAUCGCAAAGAAGCUUCUCAGUGCAGAGGUCAUCGCCCUAGCUUCUACUUCAAGCAACACUAUGUUAGCAGAAUUAGGGGCAAACCAGGUCGUGGACUAUAACAAUCUUAAUUGGCACCAAGGGAUUCACGACGUGGAUGCAGUUUUUGACACUGUUGGUGGAGAAAUAUUGACCAAGACUUGGAGUACGGUGAAGAAAUCUGGCAUCGUUGUAACAGUAGCAGAUCCAGCCCCUAAAUGGGCUUUCGGCAGGGGACAGCCUGAAGAACUGCAAGACCAUCCGGAAGUUAGGUGGCUACACUUUAUCCUUUCCCCAGACGGCGAUACCCUUUCCAGGGUGGCCUCGCUUAUAGACGAUGGCACUCUGAAACCCAUUCCUGUUGUGGCUUUCGAGGCGGAACGAGCGAUUGAGGCUUGGAAAUUUGCAGCACAAAGAGGCAGGAAAGGAAAAGCGGUACUCGAAUUCGUUGCUGAAAAGUAA
This is a messenger RNA of Trichoderma virens Gv29-8, 960 nucleotides long. RefSeq lists its product as uncharacterized. The transcript has a single exon. Lineage: Eukaryota; Fungi; Ascomycota; Sordariomycetes; Hypocreales; Hypocreaceae. Gene Ontology annotation, molecular function: oxidoreductase activity. Bases 1 to 960 code for a protein of 319 amino acids. The record is from RefSeq and is a predicted model, not a curated record.